UAAAAAUAAAAUAAAUAUUUUGUGUGAAAGUGAGAGGUUAUAGAGUCGCUGGAACCAUGAUUGUUAAUAUGCCACCCGUUGGUGGAUCGGCGGCGGGAAGUCCUCCCAACAACAAUAAUAAUAAUAACAAUAAUACCACUAAUAAUAACACCACCAAUGGCUACAACUUCCUCAAACGGAAGUACGUCGAACAGGAGCUGAGUCUGGGCCAGGACUUCGAGUCCCUGGAGUCGUCCAAUCCGUGGAAGAAACGCCAUUUGGAUGCUUAUGAUGCGGGGGACUUGCAGUUCCAUCUGCAAAUGGAUCAGCCGGCGGCUGUUAAGGAUUCGGUUAUUGCUGAUCCUGCUGCUCCGGCGACUGGGUCCAGUUUCAUCAACGAUCUGUUCGCCUAUGAUACCACACUGUUGGUGCCCACACCGGCACCCACGGCCCACUAUUCCACGCACUGUCCGUCGUCCUCCUCCGGGGGUGCCGGCGCUGCUGGUGGCGGUGGAGGAGGAGGUCCUUUGGAGGACAAUGGCGGCUGGCAGGCUGGGGAGCUGCUGGAGCUGGAUCAUCGCUAUAACUCUGGGCUGCAGGCCGAGCUGGGUCAGUUGAGUGCCACCAUACCACCUCCUCCGCCACAACAACAGCAUCACCAGCAGCAACAACAGAAUCCCGUCCCAACCGGAAGUCCCAGUUUCCUCUUCCCACAGAAGCAACGGAUAGUGACCACCGGAAGACGCACUUCCUCGGGCUCUGGGUCAGGUUCGAACGGGGUCCAGGAGGCCACUGAAACCGAUUUCGAGGACAAGAACCUCUCCUGGCUGCUCAACUUCAAGUUCGACGAAUUUCCGCAUCUCUCGCCCCACAAUCAGGCCGGAAACGGAAAUGGCCAGGCCGUGGUUCUGCCCGAGGGCAGUGCCCCGCCCCCCGGAUCAUCGACGGCCUUGGGCCACUCCCCCUGCAACUCCGCCUCGCCCACGCCCACAGCCGCAGCCUCCCUGGCAGGAUCCACAUCCGCAUCUGCCAUUUCCGCCUCCGCCACAAACUCGAAUCAUUCCCUGAUUUCCGAUCAGAGAGCCAGAUCCCCGAAGAGCUGUGCCAGUGCAGGAAUGCCGGGGGGAGCAGGUGGUGUCAGUAGUGGCGGGGGAGGAGGAGUAGGCGUGGUGGGUGGGACAGGAGCGGCGGGAGGUCCUGCCGGAGGACCUAAUUCCAACAAAACCGGACGCAAGUUCGAGGAACUCGUUAUGGAGGUCACCUCCGAACUGGACGGCAAUGACAUGAUCGUGGCCGAGCACGUUGUGGUUGAGGAUACCACCUCCAAGGCGCCAAAGAAACCACCGUUCACCUACACGGAGCUCAUAGAAUACGCCCUCGAGGACAAGGGUGAGCUGACUGUGUCGGGUAUAUACCAGUGGAUAUCUGACCGCUUCCCCUAUUACAAAUCCAAUGACGAUCGCUGGAAGAACUCCGUGAGACACAACUUGUCCAUAAAUCCGCAUUUUCGAAAAGGAGUCAAGGCGCCCCAAGGAGCAGGCCACCUGUGGGCCAUUUCUAGCGGGGAUUCAGCCGAAAAUGUUCUGGCCUGGGAGCAUAAAAAGCAACGUCUGGAUUUGUUCUUUAAAAUGGAAUCAAUCAACCGAGAGCGUAUACAACAUCAUCAGCAACAGCUCCAGCAGCAGCAGCAGCAACAUCAGCAACAGCAACAGCAGCAACAUCAGCAACAGCAACAGCAGCAGCAACAACAGCAACAGAAUUGCCACUCGCCGCAGCAGCAACAUGCAACACAAUCGAAUAGUUGCCUCUACGAUGAAGCGGCUGUGGCAGCUGCCACUCUAACCCAGGAGAUGCUGCAACACCAGACACCCAACAAUGCUCCUGUCGAGUCUCAGCCUCCGAAUCAUUCACACUCCAAUCAUGUCCAUCACAAUCACAAUCACAAUCAUUCCACUCACAAUCAGUCUCACUCCCAAUCGCACUCGCAUCACAAUCAUCAGAACAAUCACCACCAGAGACUGUUGCCCUUCAACGAUCUGCUGAGCGACGAUGAGCUCCGGAAGACUGCCGGCCAGAUCCUGAACGGAAUCCAUCGAGAAGUGGAGGUCCAGUCGGUCAACUCCAUCAUCAGUACUUACCACGACGUACUCUUAGAUAAUGAGGACUUCCUGAAUCCCAUACACAAGGAUGUGGUGGUCACGGAGAGCGGUCUGAGGCAACUUCAUGGCCAUAACCUGGCCGGCAGUGGCAGUGGCAGUGGCAAUAUGAGCAACUCCCAAUACUACAUCACCGAAAUAGAUCCCAUGGAGCUGGGCAUACAGAUGUCGCAUCAGGUGGAGCCGUCCGAGGAGGAGGUACUCUUCAGUGACGAAUUCAAUCUGAACUACUUUGGUUAUAAUCCCGGUAGUGAUAUUGUCGCUUGACCGCGAAAACAGCAGGCAGCUUCAGCUCCAGCUCCCGCCCAGCCAAGCAAUUGAAUUGGAUAACAAUCGUAACUGUAGCCGGAUAUUAUACUUUUAAGCCAACUCUAAACGAAUACUAGUCACACUUACUAACCAGUAACCACCUACCCAUCAUCCGCCCUCCAUAAUCCAUUAUCCCAUCAUCAUCAUUGAAAAGAAUCUCUCCAAAAGUCCCUCCCCUCCUAUGUAUAGUCUAGUCUUGAGUGCAAGUCCAAUGCAAGUCCUAUAUUCGUAUGUGCCCUAAUAUAUCUAUUUUUUUUUUCGUGUGUACUUUAGUUGAAUAUGUAGCGAUUAAGUAGCUUCUUAGCCAUAAGUAUCUACCCCUAUACAUAUACGUUUAUACAUACUACAUAUAUAAUAUAUGGAUUAAUUUCCAACUACUUGACAUUUAGUUUAGUUAAGUGUUUAUACCAGUAGUCGAAUAUCCAAAAAAAAACAAGAGAAAAGAAAAGAAAAGAAACAAAUCCCAAAAUACGAUCUCCUUCUAUAACUAGGACUAGAGACACUACCCAUGUCCGUAGAACCUAAAUAUGGCACCUAAAAUGGUUUUAUUCAUUAUGGCAAAAAAAUAAAACU
Drosophila ananassae is the source of this 3017-nucleotide messenger RNA. It is a transcript of the gene fd3F, whose product is annotated as protein fork head. Gene Ontology annotation, biological process: regulation of DNA-templated transcription. Gene Ontology annotation, molecular function: cis-regulatory region sequence-specific DNA binding; DNA-binding transcription factor activity. Lineage: Eukaryota; Metazoa; Arthropoda; Insecta; Diptera; Drosophilidae. The coding region runs from base 57 to 2402 and encodes 781 amino acids. The transcript is spliced from 5 exons. The record is from RefSeq and is a predicted model, not a curated record. Gene Ontology annotation, cellular component: nucleus.